Messenger RNA from Metschnikowia bicuspidata var. bicuspidata NRRL YB-4993, 837 nucleotides. RefSeq lists its product as uncharacterized. The record is from RefSeq and is a predicted model, not a curated record. Gene Ontology annotation, molecular function: protein kinase binding. The coding region runs from base 1 to 837 and encodes 278 amino acids. NCBI's taxonomy places the organism in Eukaryota, Fungi, Ascomycota, Pichiomycetes, Serinales, Metschnikowiaceae. The transcript has a single exon. Gene Ontology annotation, biological process: regulation of cyclin-dependent protein serine/threonine kinase activity.
AUGAGCGCCUUCUCACAGACUUUUGUCACGUGCUGCUUUCUUAUACUACAGACGAAGAAAAGCGACGGGUCUGGCGGCAAGCAAUUGGCCCGGGUGGUUGACUCGCUUGAUCUCUCGCCAUCCAAUCUUGCCGUGGCACUCAUCUACCUCUCCAAGUACCAGGCCAACUCGGUCAACAGUCUCGACAACAGCGAGUCAGACUCACUCCAUCAUUACAUGGUCAUUGCAUCUCUAAUACUCGCCAACAAAUUCAUCAACGACCAGAGCUACACUUUGAAGACGUGGCACAGCAUAAUCCAUAAAUGCUCGGACCUCCGGCCGUCGCUAGCGUUGUUGAACCAGCUCGAGCAGAACUUCUUGGCAUCCUUGGACUUUGCCUUGAACACGAAGCAUGACCCACGGCUCUGGAUGCUUUUCCACAGCUUGAACGGCAAGCACGUGACCCAGUUGCGGUUGGCGGUCGACAGCUCCUCGAGUGCCCCUUUCCGGAAUGGGGCCAAACGAGGCACGUCUGCCCUCUACAAUUACGGCUUGGCCACUCCGCCGCUGGCGUUUCCGAUCAACACCAGUCCGCUUUCCUACAUCAGUUCAAUGACGCCGUCGCCCAGAGAACCAUACACACCGGUUGCGUUGCCUACAGGCCUUGCGGGCAUAGCGCCUAUGGCAACGCAAUCCUUCCAAUUGUAUCCUCUGCCGCUGCUCCAGCAGACCCCGCAGCGCAUGGCGUUGGGCGGCGACGAGUGGAGCCAACCUGCAAAGAGGCGGAAGCUCGGCCACGGGAUGUGCGGCAUGGGAUCCGCGCUUGCUCCUGCAUGCACCUCCCACUUUAGCGUAUGA